This is a messenger RNA of Epithele typhae, 3186 nucleotides long. RefSeq names its product sodium transport ATPase. Gene Ontology annotation, biological process: calcium ion transmembrane transport; intracellular calcium ion homeostasis. The coding region runs from base 1 to 3186 and encodes 1061 amino acids. Gene Ontology annotation, cellular component: plasma membrane. The record is from RefSeq and is a predicted model, not a curated record. Lineage: Eukaryota; Fungi; Basidiomycota; Agaricomycetes; Polyporales; Epitheliaceae. Gene Ontology annotation, molecular function: ATP hydrolysis activity; ATP binding; P-type calcium transporter activity. The transcript has 12 exons.
AUGCCUGAGAUCCCCCCACGUGCAAUCACUGUCUCCGCCGACCCUACCCUCGUCGACUCUUCUGGCAACAUAUCCCACAGGAAAGGGAAUGACAACUCAUCCGACACGGGAGCACCUCCUCCGUACCAACUUUCAGCCCAACAAGUCGCUUCAGAGCUCGAGGUGGACAUCGAGUCGGGCCUCGAAGACGCGCACGCUCAAGAGCGCCUACAAAGAUAUGGAACCAACGAGCUCGCGGGCGGCGAUGGCGUCAGUUGGGUACGGGUGCUGGUGUCGCAGAUUGUGAACGCGAUUAUGUUGGUGAUGAUCGCCUCGCUCGUGGUGUCGCUCGCUAUCAAAUCAUGGAUUGAGGGCGGCAUCAUCGGUGCGGUCAUCCUCGUCAACAUCGUCGUCGGGUUUAUGCAGCAGUACUCCGCCGAGCGCACCAUGGACUCUCUCCGAUCACUCGCGUCCCCGUCCGCAACAGUCAUUCGCAACACGCACAACGUCGUCAUCCCAUCUGUCCAGCUCGUCCCUGGUGACAUCGUGGUUCUCACAACUGGCGACGUCGUUCCAGCGGACCUCCGACUCUUCGACGCGAUGAACUUCGAAGCCGACGAGUCUCUCCUCACCGGCGAGUCCGUCCCCGUCUCAAAGCAGGCUAACGUCCGGUACGACACCGUCGUCCCCCUCGGUGACCGUCACAACAUGGCCUACUCCUCCAGCACCGUCACCAAGGGCCGCGCGCAGGGGAUCGUCACCGCGACCGGGAUGCGCACCGAGAUCGGCGCGAUCGCGGCGAGCCUGCAAGGCCAGGGCGAGACGCGCGUGCGCAAGGUUCGCGAGCGCGAGGAUGGGAAGAAGCUCUUCCAGUACUACGUCUCCGCGUACGCGCUCACCGUCACGGACAACAUCGGCCGGUUCUUGGGCGUGAACGUCGGGACGCCGCUGCAGCGGCGGAUGAGCCAGCUCGCGUGCGCGCUGUUCGGCAUCGCGGUGCUUUUCGCGAUCGUGGUGGUGGCGGCGAACAACUUCGUGAACGAACGGGUUGUGAUCAUCUACGCGGUGUCGACGGGACUCUGCAUGAUCCCCGUCUCUCUUGUGGUCGUCCUCACGCUCACGUUCGCUUUGAGCGCGAAGCGGAUGGCGGAGUACCACGUCAUCGUGCGCAAACUCGACUCGAUCGAAGCGCUCGGUGCGGUCAGCGACGUGUGCUCCGACAAGACAGGUACUCUCACGCGAGGCCGCAUGGUCGCACGGGUCGCCUGGGUGCCCACUGUUGGAAUGUGGACACUCAAGGAGUCUCGCGAUCCGUUCAACCCACACGACGGGAAGCUGACGUUCCACGAGGGGAACCCAGUCGAUCGCAUCAUUCCAGAGUCCGAGAGCAGCAUGUCUGCGGAUGGCAUGGAGAAGCUCCUCGAAUGCGCCGCGCUCUGCAACGUCGCGGCCAUCGCCAAAGAACACACUGAAGAAGGAAGCGACGAGAAAGAGGAGAAGUGGGCGGGGCGUGGGGACCCCACGGAGAUCGCCCUCCAGGUGUUCGCUCACAGAUUCGACCGCGGCCGGCCCUCGCUUGUGGCGCAGGGCCACGAACAGCUCGCCGAGUACCCGUUUUCUUCUGACCUCAAGCGCAUGACCGUCAUCUACCGCCGGCCCACGCAGAAGGAAGACGCGCCGCAAGAUGACCCGCCAGGGCGCGUCGCGCUCAUGAAGGGCGCGACGGAGCGCGUGCUCGACGCGUGCGUUUCCAUACACGCUCACGACGGCGCGCGCGCAAUCAAGGGCGCGGACCAGGACGUGGUGAUGCAGAACGCGGAGGCAAUGGCCGAGCAGGGGCUACGUGUGCUUGCGCUCGCGGGGCGUGAGUGGACGGGGCCCGCGGAGGGCGCCGAGCGCGCGGAGGUGGAGAAGGACAUGACGUUCUACGGGCUCAUCGGGAUCUAUGACCCUCCAAGGCCCGAGUCUGCGCCCGCGGUGGAGGACUGCAAGCGGGCGGGGAUCGUGGUGCACAUGCUCACGGGCGACCACCCGAGCACGGCGACUGCGAUUGCGCGCGAGAUCGGGAUCAUACCCCACGGCGACCUCGCGAAGCUUCCCAAGGGCACGGUGGUCGCCGCCUCCGAUUUCGACAGGCUCUCUGACGAGGAGGUGGACCAGAUGGAGGAGCUGCCGCGCGUCAUUGGGCGGUGCUCGCCCGAGACGAAGGUGCGGAUGAUCGAGGCGCUGCACAGGAGGAAACGGUUCGCCGCGAUGACCGGUGACGGUGUCAACGACAGCCCGAGCCUAUCGCGCGCAGACGUUGGCAUUGGGAUGGGGAGUGGAUCCGACGUUGCGAAGAAUGCGUCGGAUAUCGUUCUGUCAGACGACAACUUCGCCUCCAUCAUCGCCGCCAUUCGCGAGGGCCGCCGUUCGUACGACAACAUCAAGUCGUUCACCCUGCACCUCCUCGCGGGGAACGUCGCCCAGGCUAUCGUGCUACUGGUUGGCCUCGUGUUCAAGGACCAGGAGAACCUCUCCGUCUUCCCUCUCAGCCCCGUCGAGGUGCUCUGGGUGGUCGUCAUCAGCGCAGGGCCGCCCGCGAUGGGCCUCGGCAUGCAGGCCGCGACCGAGAACAUCAUGCGCCGCCCGCCCCACAACGCCCGCCGCGGCAUCCUCACCACCGAGGUCCUCGUCGACAUGGUCGCGUACGGGAUCAUCCUCGGCGCGCUCUCGCUCGCGUCCUUCGUCGCCGUCGUCUACGGCUUCGGCGACGGCGACCUCGGCGCGGGCGACUGCAACGAGUCGCGCGCGGGGUGCGAGGUCGUGUUCCGCGCGCGGGCGACGUGCUUCGCGACCGUCUGCACCCUCUUCCUCGUCCUCGCCUGGGAGAUGACGAACCUGCGGCGGAGCCUGUUCCGCGGGCGCCCGCGCGCGGCGACGACGGCGCCGUGGACGCAGUGGAUGAGGGACCUGUACGCGAACCGGGUGCUGUUCUGGUCGGUCGUGCUCGGGUUCUUUGCGACGUUCUUGGCGAUUUACAUCCCGGUCAUCAAUGACGUGGUGUUUUUGCACGCGCCGAUCAGUUGGGAGUGGAUCAUCGUGUUUGUGGCCAUGUUCGUGUUUCUGGUCUGCGCGGAGGGAUGGAAGCUUGCGAAGCGAAUUUACUACCGCCGCGAGGACAGGGAGUACAAGGAGAGCAUCGGAGAUGUCAAGAUUGCUGCCUGA